AUGCCUCCUAUUGGGCACACCUCCACAUCGGUUAAUCGCACCGUGGUUAUCCACGAGGACGGAGACAAGUUGCACAUGUAUCUAUUGCCUCUCACAGUGUAUGAAAUAGGAAGAGACCUCCUACUCAACGAGGAGAGCUUGCACGGAGACUCGGAAGGGUUUGACCUCGGCGGGCUACCUCCAGCUGAGGCGAGAUGGGGAGCGCCUACACGUGCUAAACCAUCUCGCAAGAUCGAGUUUCAGCUAUGGGGUUAUGAUCAGGGUUGGGGCGAUGAUUAUGAUAAUCGAGGAACGUACAAUGACUCUUACUCCUGGUUCGAUGCCAGUGUGUUGAGAGACUUGAUAUGCCAGACGACCUUACGCAUGCUUGUCCCGCUGAUUAGUACCGACCUUCAAUGA
Molecule: messenger RNA, 399 nt
Organism: Suillus fuscotomentosus
Lineage: Eukaryota; Fungi; Basidiomycota; Agaricomycetes; Boletales; Suillaceae
Exons: 1
Coding region: 1-399 (132 amino acids)
Source: RefSeq, a predicted model, not a curated record